AUGUACAAUUCAAUAAGUUCAAGCUUCCAAAGUCCUAGCGACCCGGAUAUUCGUGGAAUGCUUCCUUCGUUGUUUACCUCUGGCUUGGGCGUUGCGGCGAUUGGAGGCAAUAAGAUGACCUCGCCGGACAUGCUACGUACACAAAAUCCACAAGAGCCAGAAGGGAGAGCCGCACAAUACUUUAAGCAACAGCUGGCGCUUGUUGCAAGUAUGAUAUUGCAGGUGGUGAUGAUAUUCGGCGACAUUGUUGCGGUAGACUUUACGAGGGGUGUAAUGCACAAUUCUAACAGAAGCAAUCUCUGGAUCCUGGCGUUUGUAGCUAUCGUUGCAGGAUUGAUCUACGUGACCCUAGUUGAAAAGGCUGACCCAUGCUUUCAAUUUGGUCCGAACAGGCUUGUAUCGCUGGCAACUGCUGUUGCCGAUGCCAUCCAAUUCUUUGACAACCGGCGCAAACACGAUCGCCGAUACGACGAUAGAGAGAUUAUCAUCGGUACUUACACUGACGAACCAUCAAGAGACGAAGAACGAUCAGAGUAA
Molecule: messenger RNA, 537 nt
Organism: Bacidia gigantensis
Lineage: Eukaryota; Fungi; Ascomycota; Lecanoromycetes; Lecanorales; Ramalinaceae
Exons: 3
Coding region: 1-537 (178 amino acids)
Source: RefSeq, a predicted model, not a curated record